Rhopalosiphum maidis (corn leaf aphid) is the source of this 554-nucleotide messenger RNA. RefSeq lists its product as uncharacterized. The transcript is spliced from 3 exons. NCBI's taxonomy places the organism in Eukaryota, Metazoa, Arthropoda, Insecta, Hemiptera, Aphididae. Bases 140 to 433 code for a protein of 97 amino acids. The record is from RefSeq and is a predicted model, not a curated record.
UAUAAGGCACAUAAAAAAAAAAAAAAUAAAUAAAUAAAUUAAAAGUAGUGAGAAGGAAUUUAUUUUACAUUGCAGUCUUCGUAUGGUUGAAUAGCUUACACAAUCAGCUCCACAUAAUUCGAUACCAAUAUCAAUUACAAUGAAAUUCGUGUUAUUAUUUGUAAUUGGUUGUAUGAUGCUUAAUUUUAUUGAAUGCAACCCAGUAGAGUUAGUGUCUCUAACAAAUAAAAGAGAUGACUCAGGUCAAUUCUUAUCACGUUAUAAGUUGGAUGAUGGUACAGGGGAAGAGAAGAUGGGGAAAUUAUUAUCAAACAACAAUGGAGAGGAUGCUAUUCUUGUUCAACGGGGUUCAUAUACUACAAAUGUCGAUGGUCGACUUAUAACAUACAAUUGGAUAGCUGACACCAGAGGUUUCAGAAUAUCAAAAGCCUAAUAUACAAUAAAUAAUAUUUUAUAAUUUUUUAAUACAGUAUUAAAUAUUAUACUUGUAUAAUUAACUUAAAAUUAAAAUUAUCCACUUAUCUAUUAUGAAUAAAAAAUAUUAACUGUUUUUU